Messenger RNA from Colletotrichum acutatum, 1794 nucleotides. RefSeq lists its product as uncharacterized. Gene Ontology annotation, molecular function: lipid binding. The record is from RefSeq and is a predicted model, not a curated record. Bases 302 to 1555 code for a protein of 417 amino acids. Gene Ontology annotation, biological process: phospholipid transport; mitochondrion organization. Gene Ontology annotation, cellular component: ERMES complex; endoplasmic reticulum. The transcript has 3 exons. Lineage: Eukaryota; Fungi; Ascomycota; Sordariomycetes; Glomerellales; Glomerellaceae.
GCCUGACACAGUGACUAGCCUUCUUGGGUCAGCUGUGGGUCCUUCAAGCAGUGACGUUCAGGCCGCUCCACAGUGUCAAAACUAUCAGUCGAACACCUCAAGGUCGGAAGGCACUUCAUCGUGGCAUUCAUGCAACAUCUGACAGGCUUCCUUCGCUAAGAUUCAGCUUUGAAAGCUACAUACCUCACGACGGCCAAGUCCCUUCUCAUAACCUUGUACUUCGUUCUCGAUGAGCACUUUUCAGAGACAUACCGUCUACUGAGCAACUUGGACGACCGAUUCAUCUUCGGCCACCAUCACGAUGGCAGGCCUAGCCGCUGACACUUGCCCAGCAAAGGCAGAACCAACCCUCUCCUUCACGCAAGGUCUCAUUCUUGGCCAGCUGUCAGUGGUUCUCGUUCUUGCCGCCUUCAUCAAAUUCUUCAUCUUCGGCGACCCUCCCUCACCAGAGGUGACAGCAUCACUGAGAGCAACAGAGCGUCGGUCAAGGACACUGGCUCAUAAGCGCUCUCUCCUCAGUCUUCGGACAGCAAACGCAAAGCAUGGCCAGCAGACGCUGAAUCGGAAGAAGUCGAGUGUUCUGCGGAACCCCCCGAAUCUGACGAUCGGUUCCAUCCUGAGCAAAACCUACUACAAUGUCGAUAGUCACCAGCCAGAAAGUUUGGACUGGUUCAACGUUCUCGUGGCGCAGACAAUCGCCCAGUUUCGUAGCGACGCGCAGCAUGACGAUGCCAUCUUGAGCUCUCUCACCAAGGCACUGAACGGAGGAUCGAGACCCGACUUUGUGGACGAGAUCCGCGUGACAGAGCUGAGCCUAGGAGAGGAUUUCCCCAUCUUUAGCAAUUGCCGAGUCAUACCCGUUGAUGAAGACGGCUUGAAUUUGGGUAGCGGCAGGACUCUCAACGCGAGCGCCGCAACGAGGGAUGGCGCGAAGCUGCAGGCUCGGAUGGACGUUGACCUUAGCGACAUGCUCACUCUCGCUCUCGAGACGAAGCUUCUCCUGAAUUACCCCAAGAACCUCAGUGCUGUGCUGCCCGUAGCACUCUCAGUCUCUGUUGUAAGGUUCAGUGGCACCUUGUCCAUUUCCUUUAUCCCGAGCAACCCUUCACAGUCCACCCCGACCAUGAUGACUUUCAGCUUCAUGGACGAUUACCGCCUCGACCUGUCGAUUCGAAGUCUUCUCGGAAGUCGGUCAAGGCUGCAAGAUGUGCCCAAAAUCGCCCAACUCAUCGAGUCGCGGUUACACCGUUGGUUCGACGAGCGAUGCGUGGAGCCGCGGUUUCAGGAGAUCGCCUUGCCGAGUAUGUGGCCGCGCAAGAAGAACACCAGGGGCCCUGAGGAUGGACUGGCCGAGAUCAACGCGUCGGUGAGCAGGGCAAAGGGAAAAGAUAUCAACCCGGACCUCCGCGCAGAAGCUCGAAGGGAAGUUGAAGCCGAGGCAAGGACGCAUACAGGUCGGGAACACGAUUCAUUACGUCGACGCAGGAUGCGCAGUGAUGACGGGUUGACGAUACCCGGCGCGAUGCCAGGGCUAGAUAUCGACAUGAAGACCUGAUGUGAUAAUUGCUAGGGCAGUAUCUACUGUAUUUACAACCACAACGCACCUCAGAAUCCUUGUGGAAACAGGCUCGCCGAGGUCUGGGUCAAGGGUAACAAACUUCUCCACCAAGUAAUGGCCCCGGUGAAUAAGAGUACAUAGCUCGACGGCCCCCCAGAAACGAGGUAGGCCCAUUGCAUUGCAGAACGCGUGUACCAGCACGAUGGCUAGUAGGCUUCCUGAUCGGAGGAAGAGGA